This is a messenger RNA of Brassica napus (rape), 1491 nucleotides long. RefSeq lists its product as uncharacterized. The record is from RefSeq and is a predicted model, not a curated record. NCBI's taxonomy places the organism in Eukaryota, Viridiplantae, Streptophyta, Magnoliopsida, Brassicales, Brassicaceae. The transcript has 3 exons. Bases 1 to 1491 code for a protein of 496 amino acids. Gene Ontology annotation, molecular function: zinc ion binding.
AUGGAUGAUUAUGGAGCUCAGCUCGAAGUUGGGAUGAUGUUCAGGAACCGUGAUUCAUUCAAGCAGCAUAUAGCAAUGUUUGCUAUUGCUAAAAAGUUUUGCUACUGUAGCGCCAAGUCAGAUCCGAGCAUGAUGAUACUGAAAUGCAUUAGCUCAACUUGCCCAUGGCGUGUGUAUGCGACAAAGCUAAAGGAUUCAGAGGUUUUUGAGGUGAGAAAACUUGCCAUCGUUCAUACAUGUUCUAUUGCAGAGCGUGGUGGAUACCAAGGCCAAGCAACUUCAGUGGUCAUUGGAGAACUGAUGAAAGCAAAAUUUGCUGGAAACGGUAUCGGGCCUAGGCCGAGGGAAAUUCGAAUGAUGAUGCAUGGUGACCAUGACGUCUCGAUUUCAUACUGGAAAGCGUGGAAGUCAAGGGAUAUGGCUGUGGAUAAUGGCCACGGAACGUGUAAUGCUUCUUACAUAAAGCUUCCGUCUUAUCUAAAUAAUCUGGUCUUAGCAAAUCUUGGAUCUUUAGCCAACUUACACACAGACCAAACCGAGGAAGGGGGCCACCGGUUCAAAUAUAUGUUCCUCGCCUUAGGAGCUUCAAUUGAAGGAUAUAAAGGGAUGAGGAAGGUAGUGGUCGUUGAUGGGACUCAUUUAAAAGGAAGAUAUGCAGGAUCAUUUGUGCCCAAUGAGCCUGGAUUGGUCGUCGUAUCCGACAGGCAUCCCUCCAUCUACAAAGGGAUUAGCAAGGUGUAUCCAAGUUCAGGCCACUGCAUUUGUGUUCUCCAUCUGAAGAGAAACAUCAGGUCCAAUUUUUGUGGGAGGCAUUUGGAAUACCUAGUUGCGAAGGCAGCAAGGGCUUAUAAGUUGAGAGAUUUCUACGUUACAUUCAACGAGAUUAAAGCGAUGGAUCCAAAGUGUGCAUCAUACCUAAUCGAGAUCGGUUUUGAGCAUUGGGCGCGAUCCAAUUUCCCUGGAAACCGGUACAAUGUUAUGACCAGCAACCUCGCUGAGUCUUGGAAUUUUGUUUUGAGCAAAGCGAGAGAGUUUCCCAUUGUCCAAUUGAUCGAUUUCAUCAGGGGGAAGCUAAUGACAUGGUUUGCAAAGAGACGUGAUUCGGCUAGCAAGAGCGGUGGAGUUCUCACCCCACGCAUUGAAGGAAUCCUGACAAACAACUUCGAGAUGACCGGAGGAUAUGAGGUGGUCGACAUAGCUGAGAAGGAGUACGAGAUACGGAACAAGACUGGCGGAAGCUUCCAUGUUAACCUCCGCACAAGGACUUGCAGCUGUUUUGAGUUUCAGAUGCUAGCUAUUCCAUGCUCUUAUGCCAUUGCUGCUGCACUCAAAGCUAAGAUAAAUGUGGAGGAGCUGGUUAUUGAUGAAUACAAGCUAGACUCCCUGAAUCGUGCCUAUGAAGGAAUUAUACUCCCCGAAUCAGCCUCACCAGUGGGGGUAGGAAUGUCUUCUAUUGUGUCCGACCUCCAGUUGGGUCCACCAGCUACGUGA